GGGCCUCGAACAAAUCAAAUCGAAGGAAAGAAACUGCCGGCUUUCAAAAUCCUCCUCCUCCGCCAUCAUCCGCCGCGGUGCGGGGAGCAGGUGGUGUCGGAAACGGGAGUGGCGAGAACUGCCGGGAGAGCUGACGGAAGAGCGGGCCGGGUAUCGGGACCUCUGGGCUCAGAGGCGGCGACCCCGACCUGACCUGACCCGGACCCUAAAUCAUUCCCCGCCCUUGCCGGGCGGACGCGCGCGCUCAGGUCGCCCCACGCGCCGGCGCCGCCUGUUUACGUUUGCAGAUUUCCAGGGGAGCCCAGCAACGUGGCCAGCAUGGCCUCUGAAGACAUUGCCAAGCUAGCAGAGACGCUUGCCAAAACCCAGGUGGCCGGGGGACAGCUGAGUUUCAAGGGCAAGAGCCUCAAACUCAACACUGCAGAAGAUGCCAAAGACGUGAUUAAAGAGAUUGAAGACUUUGAUGGCUUAGAGGCUCUGCGCCUGGAGGGCAACACGGUGGGCGUGGAGGCAGCCAGGGUCAUCGCCAAGGCCUUGGAGAAGAAGUCAGAGUUAAAGCGAUGCCAUUGGAGCGACAUGUUCACCGGGAGGCUGCGGUCCGAGAUCCCACCAGCUCUGACCUCACUAGGGGAGGGACUCAUCACAGCCGGGGCGCAGCUGGUGGAGCUGGACCUGAGCGACAACGCAUUCGGGCCCGACGGCGUGCGAGGCUUUGAGGCCCUGCUCAAGAGCUCCUCCUGCUUCACCCUUCAUGAGCUCAAGCUCAACAACUGUGGCAUGGGCAUUGGCGGUGGCAAGAUCCUGGCAGCGGCUCUGACUGAGUGUCACCGGAAAUCCAGUGCUCAAGGCAAGCCACUGGGCCUGAAGGUCUUCGUGGCCGGCAGAAACCGUCUGGAGAACGACGGAGCCACUGCCUUGGCAGAAGCUUUCGGGAUCAUUGGGACUCUGGAGGAGGUCCACAUGCCACAGAAUGGCAUCAAUCACCCCGGCGUCACGGCCCUGGCCCAGGCUUUCGCCAUCAACCCCCUGCUGCGUGUCAUCAACCUGAAUGACAACACCUUCACCGAGAAGGGCGCCGUGGCCAUGGCCAAGACGCUGAAGACCUUGCGGCAGGUGGAGAUGAUCAACUUCGGGGACUGCCUGGUGCGCUCCAGGGGCGCCGUCGCCAUCGCAGAGGCCGUGCGCGGGGGCCUGCCCAAGCUGAAGGAGCUGAACUUGUCGUUCUGUGAAAUCAAGAGAGAUGCUGCUCUGGCUGUUGCUGAGGCCGUGGCGGACAAGAGCGAGCUGGAAAAGCUGGACCUCAACGGCAACACGCUGGGAGCAGAAGGCUGUGAGCAGCUCCAGGAAGUGCUGGACAGCUUCCACAUGGCCAAGGUGCUGGCCUCCCUCAGUGAUGAUGAGGGUGAGGAUGAUGAGGAGGAGGAAGAGGAGGAGGAAGAGGAAGGAGAAGAAGAGGAGGAGGAAGAAGAGGAGGAGGAGGAGGAGGAAGAGGAGGAGGAGGAGGAAGAGGCACAGCAAGGGCCAGGAGAGCAGUCCACAGCAUCGAGGAAGAUUCUGGACCCAAACAGUGGAGAGCCAGCCCCCGUGCUGUCCGCCCCGCCUCCUGCAGACGUCUCCACGUUCCUGGCUUUCCCCUCUCCAGAGAAGCUGCUGCGCCUCGGGCCCAAGAGCCCCGUGCUGAUAGCCCAGCAGACUGACACAUCCGACCCAGAAAAGGUGGUCUCUGCCUUCCUGAAGGUGUCCUCUGUGUUUAAGGACGAAGCCACAGUGAGGACAGCCGUGCAGGAUGCAGUAGAUGCCUUGAUGAGGAAGGCCUUUAGCUCACCCUCCUUCAACUCCAAUGCCUUCCUUACCCGGCUCCUCAUCCACAUGGGUCUGCUCAAGAGUGAAGACAAGAUCAAGGCCAUUGCCAACUUGUACGGCCCUCUGAUGGUGUUGAACCACAUGGUGCAGCAGGACUACUUCCCCAAGGCCCUUGCACCCCUGCUGCUGGCGUUCAUGACCAAGCCUAAUGGUGCCCUGGAGUCCUGCUCCUUUGCCCGUCACAACCUGCUACAGACGCUGUACAAGGUCUAGAUGCGAAGCCGGCCCCCCCCCCCCCCCCCCCGGCCUGGACCAGUGACUUGGGAAGGGACUCGGAUGAAGGACUCUGGCCAGAGGCAGGGAGGGUCUUCGUCGCUUGUGUCGUGUCGGUCCCCGAGUGUGCGUGUCGGUGUGGUGCGUGUGCAGGUGUGCGCUUCUUGUCAGGGCUGGGGUUUUAAGGUCUCCCUGCUGGACUGGCCCUGGUCCCACUGGAGGGGAGCUGGCCCCCCUGAGAGGGCUGCAAGCUGCUCUGCCAUUAAACUCAUUGCCAUCUGAGGGCGCUCUGCUGCUCCAUGCCUCCAGCUCGAGGCCCUGGUGGCUGUCCCCUCCCACCUUGCCUUCCCCACUCUUCUGGGCUGCCCCAAAGCCUGGGGAGUUGGUCCGUCUGCCGUCCCCUCCCUCUGUGUUGCGGCUGGGCUGAGUUUCCCGCCCUGCCUGGGGCUGCUCACCUGGUGGCUGACUUUGCCUCCUGUCACUAAGCCCAGGCCUCUAGCCACUGCCAUCCCCGCUAUCCAUCCCUGCUGGGCUGAGCUCUACGGCCUGAAGGACAGGACCUGCUACGGGGGUGGGGCCAUGGGGCGGUCAGCAGAGGGCAAGACCCUGGUUCCCAGGCCGUGUGGACAGGAAGAAAAGCCAGUGGCAGAUGGUGCUGGCUCCAGACCCAUGGGGCCUGCCCCUUGCUGCUGAGAAGUCUGUGACUGGCCUGGGGGCCAAGCUGGAGGGGGGCUCUUUGGCAGGCCCAAACCUGUUCUCCGGCCCAGGGGGCAGGGGCAGGGCCUGCGGAGCCUGAACUGAGCUCAGGACGCUCUUAAAGGAUCUGGACAGGGUGGGGACUGCGCUGGAGCUGCCCCCCCGCCCCCCCCCCCCCCGCUCUGUGCUUUCCCCUUUGUGCUCUUUGUGUGUCUGGGCUGUGCCCGGGGCUUCACAAAUAAAGUCAUGUGUGGCAAG
Mirounga angustirostris (Northern elephant seal) is the source of this 3030-nucleotide messenger RNA. It is a transcript of the gene RANGAP1, whose product is annotated as Ran GTPase activating protein 1. The transcript is spliced from 16 exons. The record is from RefSeq and is a predicted model, not a curated record. Bases 319 to 2076 code for a protein of 585 amino acids. Gene Ontology annotation, molecular function: small GTPase binding; GTPase activator activity. Gene Ontology annotation, biological process: nucleocytoplasmic transport; signal transduction; activation of GTPase activity. Gene Ontology annotation, cellular component: nucleus; perinuclear region of cytoplasm; cytosol. NCBI's taxonomy places the organism in Eukaryota, Metazoa, Chordata, Mammalia, Carnivora, Phocidae.